AUGUAUGUAAAGCGCAAAGCAAGCAUGUGUAAUAUGUUUUCUUCUUCUAAGCAACAUGUGUCUCUCACCACUGAUAUCUGGGUUGCUCCAUCUACAGCUGCGAGUUAUAUGGUCGUUACCGCACACUGGAUUGAUACCAAUUGGAGGCUAAGGAAACUCAUUAUCGGUUUCAAGAAUGUCAUAGAUCAUAAAGGUGUUACAAUAGCAAGAGUUCUCGAAGAGUGUCUAUCUGAAUGGAGUAUAAUGAAGAUCUUCACCAUCAUUGUCGACAAUGCAACAGUCAACACGAAUGCUUUGAAGAUUUUUGCCGAAUUGUAUGGAGCAAUUGCGAGUGAUGCUUUGGUGCUGGAUGGUCGAUUCCUACAUAUGGGGUGUCCUGCUCAUAUUGUCAACUUAGUGGUAAAAGAUGGACUAAAAGAAAUUGAUGACUCAAUUUGUGCAAUCCGAAAUUCCAUCACAUAUGUAAGGUCUUCUACUACAAGGUUAAAUUCGUUCGAGUUGUGCGUUCUAUCUGGUAAGACGAGAUGGAACUCGACUUACCUCAUGCUGAGCAAGGCACUUAAGUUUCGGUUGGCCUUUGAUAGGAUGGAAGCUGAGGACAAGCUGUAUAAUGAGUAUUUUCAGGAGACAAUGGAUGGAAAGAAACGCGUUGGACCACCAACAAGGGAUGAUUGGGAUGCAGUUGAAGGGCUGGUAAGGUUUCUUGUAAUAUUUUACAAUUCGACCUUGGUAGUUUUUGCUUCAAACUCGGUGAACUCAUACAAAUGUUAUACUGAGAUUGUCACCAUCGAGAGGAACCUGAUUAAGUUGAGCAAUGAUCUUGAUGUGGAGCUAAGAAAGAAAGCAAUGGCUAUGAGAGAAAAUUUUAAUAAGUAUUGGGAAGGGCUAAAGAAAAUCAAUAGGCUGUUGAUAGUUGCUAGCAUCUUAGAUCCAAGGAACAAGAUGAGGUUUGCUACUCUUUGUUUUGAGCGGGUUUAUGGUAAAGACAAUGUAGAAACUAAGGCUCUACAGAGUUCAGUUGCGGAUGUCUUGAAGAGUUUGUUUGAGGAAUAUACUCUGAGGUAUGUGACUGUGCACGGGGAUGAUAUCAUUGGCACACGAUCUCAAUCUGGUGCAACAUCAUCUCAGAGUACUGGUCAAGAUGGUUCCAGUAGAAUGGAUUUAGAUACUGAUGUGGGUUAG
This is a messenger RNA of Raphanus sativus (radish), 1182 nucleotides long. Its product is annotated as zinc finger BED domain-containing protein RICESLEEPER 2-like. The transcript has a single exon. Bases 1 to 1182 code for a protein of 393 amino acids. The record is from RefSeq and is a predicted model, not a curated record. NCBI's taxonomy places the organism in Eukaryota, Viridiplantae, Streptophyta, Magnoliopsida, Brassicales, Brassicaceae. Gene Ontology annotation, molecular function: DNA binding.